This is a messenger RNA of Vavraia culicis subsp. floridensis, 1540 nucleotides long. RefSeq lists its product as uncharacterized. Gene Ontology annotation, cellular component: nucleolus; small-subunit processome; 90S preribosome. The record is from RefSeq and is a predicted model, not a curated record. NCBI's taxonomy places the organism in Eukaryota, Fungi, Microsporidia, Pleistophoridae. The transcript has a single exon. Gene Ontology annotation, biological process: maturation of SSU-rRNA from tricistronic rRNA transcript (SSU-rRNA, 5.8S rRNA, LSU-rRNA). Gene Ontology annotation, molecular function: protein binding. The coding region runs from base 1 to 1197 and encodes 398 amino acids.
AUGUCAAAGCAGAGAAUAACCGAAAAAAUAAAGGACAAGUUUAAAAUUGCGUCUGAGGCGCAGAGAGAGAACAGACUGAACUCUCUCUUGCAAACACAAGAGCGUGGUUACAUAGUACUAGAGGAUGGUGAGCAAUAUCCAACACAAAGACAGAUAAAAAAAAAUGUUGCCUGCUCGGUGAAAGAAAAAGCGUUUUCUCUUGAUCUUGACGAGGAUGAUUGGAAAUCCUCGUAUUCUUUGGAUGGCAGACACAUUAUUCUGCAUAGUAAGUCAGUGGUGGCAGCGUUUGACUGCAAGACACUCAACGUGUUCUUCGAGAGAACGCUAAGAAACGUUGAAACGAGCAUAUUUCUGCACAACGAGCAGUAUUGUGCUAUUGCGAGUGAUACCUUGUUUAUAUACAAUAAGAACGGACAAGAAGUGCAUCAUCUGUCACAUGAAAGAAAUGUGAGGCGGAUGGCUUAUCUACCAUACCAUUUUCUGCUCGUUACUCUUUCUGACCAGCCUUUUCUCCGGUAUUUGGACACCUCGAUGGGGAAAGAGGUGGCCAAGCUAUACGUUAAAGAGCCUUCAUGUUGUGCGCUAUCGCGAAGAGAUGAUGGAAUAGUAUUGGUCGGUGGCACCAGAGGAGUUGUGAGAUUGUUUUCUCCCAAUUCUAAAGAACCACUUUGCUCGUUGCUCGUAAAUUCUUCAAAGAUCUCCUCAAUCGCAGUGAGAAAAAACAAUUUUGUGUGUUCAAGUCUGCAAGGCACUAACUUCUAUGACUUCAGAAACCUCAAGGAACCGAUUUAUAAGCUUCCAAAAUCUGAGAAUGUAUCACUCAGCAAUGUCCUGGCAAUGUCGUACAAGAACAAAAUUACCACGUUUAUGAAUGGUUCUGAGUACAUAAAAGAAACGUAUCGAGGUGUCAACAGCAUAGAAUUUGCGCCUUACGAGGAUAUUCUCGCGGUUGGCACGAGGAACGGUUUGUCUCACAUGAUAGUGCCUGGUGCGGGAGAUCCGAAUAUAGAUUUCUAUGAGGAUUCGCCGUUCCUGACAAAAAAGCAGAGGAGAGAACGAGAAGUCAAGAAAUUGAUGGAAAAAAUACCGAGCUCGUUCAUAGGCAGCAAGUUUAUUAUCGAGGAUGCUGUAGAAGAGGAAGAAGAGAGGAAGGAAGAGGAGCCAAAAAAGAGAACCGCUUUGUCUCGGUUCUAUUAGAUGCAAAAACAGGAAAGUUAUAGAAUUAUUCUCCAUUAAAAUUGUUACUUACGGGGAUUUAUUUAAUGUCGGUGUGAAGAGUUGCUCGUUUUGUACGAGAGGAUGAAUAUCUUUUCAAUGAAAAGAUACGAGGAAGUAGCAGCACCAGCAAAAUACCUUUAUAGAGCGCUUCUGUACUAUGCAUAUUCUUCCGAUACACAGCUUAAAGUUUUCGUAUCGCAGCUUUUUACAUUCGAUUUAGACUUUCUUCUUAACUUUCGAUGAGUGGGUGGGCGUAUCAUCUACCUACCACUAGGAAAUACGGUUUCUUCUAAUCAGAAUGUUGCAUUUUCUGAUAUCUUGC